This is a messenger RNA of Phragmites australis (common reed), 1745 nucleotides long. Its product is annotated as protein PIGMENT DEFECTIVE 338, chloroplastic-like. The record is from RefSeq and is a predicted model, not a curated record. Gene Ontology annotation, molecular function: RNA binding. The transcript has 8 exons. NCBI's taxonomy places the organism in Eukaryota, Viridiplantae, Streptophyta, Magnoliopsida, Poales, Poaceae. Gene Ontology annotation, biological process: RNA stabilization. Bases 126 to 1688 code for a protein of 520 amino acids.
GCAAACAGCGAACGAAAAAAAUCCCGUCCGCCGUAGCCGUGCCGACGCGACGCGAGGGGAUGAGAUAAAUCGCGCGACGGCUGCCCGCCCACGAGCUCGCUAGCUUGCUCGCCCGCCCGCUCGCCAUGCCGCCGCCCUCCCUCCUCUCUCUCCUCCCCGCCGCGUCCAUCUCCCCGCAAAGCCGCCGAGCCAAGCACCACAAGGCCCCCACCGCGAGCCAGCUCCUCUGCCUCCGAAGAGCAGUAGCCCACUCGCCGCUCCGCGCCUCACCGUCCUCCUCCUCUGCCGCUGCCGACGGCGGCGGCGGAGGGAGCGGGGUCGACGAGCUCCACCUCCUCGAGAAGCCGUCCCCGACCGUCGCGGAGGAUGCCGAGGCCGAGGAGGAGCCCGAGCCCGCUCCGGUGCUGUCCACGGAGGAAGCGCUCGCUCCCUUCCUCAAGUUCUUCCAGGUGAAUAGCACCGACCCCGACGAGGACACGGCCUCCUCCGCCGAGAGGCGCGUGGAGAGCGACGCGGCGUCGGCGGCGGCGGCGGCGGCGGCGAGGAGAGAUGGAGUGUCCGCCGGCGGGCGUGGGGUCAGGUACUACGACCCCAAGCCCGGAGACUUCGUCGCUGGCGUCGUGGUCCGAAGCGACGGGAGGACGCUCGACGUCGACGUCGGUGCGGGCGGACAGCCGGCGCUGAUGCUGCCCAAGGAGGCGGUGCCGGUGUCCGGGGAGGAGUUCAGGUACCUCGCGUGCGACGUCGCUUCGGGGCGUGCGGGGGAGUUCGCCGCGGAAGGUCGGGUGGGCGUCAUGGUCCGGCAGGUCGGCGGCGGCGAGGGGGAUGGGGAGCCGACGGGUGGGAGGAACGGGAAGGAGAAAGGGGCGCCGGUGGUGGGCGUCGGCACGAUCGUGUUCGCUGAGGUGCUUGGUCGAACACUUGGCGGGCGGCCGUUGCUGUCGGCGCGCAGGCUGUUCCGGCGCGUCGCGUGGCACAGAGUCAGGCAGAUAAAACAGCUAAAUGUACCCAUCAAGGUUAAAAUUUUCGAGUGGAAUGCUGGUGGCUUGCUCUCUAGAAUUGAGGGGCUCCGGGCAUUCCUCCCUAAGCCUGAGAUGAUGACUAGACCAAGAAAUUUCAUAGAUCUGAAGAAUAAAGUUGGUCAAGAAAUGCAUGUCUGCAUUACAAGGAUUGAUGAAGGGACCAAUGAAUUGAUAAUUAGUGAAAAAGAAGCAUGGGCGGUGACGUACCUUAGAGAAGGGACUCUCUUGCAAGGGACAGUCCGCAAGUUAUUUCCAUAUGGUGCACAAAUUAGGAUUGGCGAGACUAACAGAGGUGGUUUGCUGCACAUCUCGAAGAUAACACAUGGUCAGCUGAGAUCCGUUGGCGAUGUGCUAAAAGUGGGCGAGAGUGUGAAAGCUCUAGUCAUUAAAUCGACAGCUCCAGACAGAAUUGCUCUCAGUAUUAAGGACCUUGAGAGCGAACCCGGGUUGUUUAUCACUAACAAGGAGAGGGUGUUUUCCGAGGCAGAAGAGAUGGCGCAAAGAUACCGCGAGCACAUUGCAGAGACACCUCGAUCGGAUGAACCAGACUCAUGCAAUGGUGUUGUUCCCUUUGAUGACGAAGCCCAGUCCUAUGCUAACUGGAAAUGGUUAAAAUUUAGCAAGUCUGCCGAAUUACAAAACCGCAAGUCUAUUGAUGUAUCUUGAUUAUCGUACAUGAAGUCUGUAGAAAUUUUAGCCAAUUCAAUAUUUAUUUCAUGCUUA